AUGUGGGCAUUGGCGUGUAAGGCUGUGCUACAGGAGGACCUCGUCUCUGUCUCACUGGGUGUUGAGGCUACUGGCGGCGCUGAGGCUCGCGACCGGAGGUGUAUCCUGGGGGAAGCUGAGACGUACCACCUGCACAAGCUGGGGGAAGCUGAGACGCACCACCUACACAAGCUGGGGGAAGCUGAGACGCACCACCUGCCCAAGCUGGGGGAAGCCGAGACGCACCACCUACACAAGCUGGGGGAAGCCGAGACGCACCACCUACAUAAGCUGGGGGAAGCUGAGACGCACCACCUGCCCAAGCUGGGGGAAGCUGAGACGCACCACCUACACAAGCUGGGGGAAGCCGAGACGCACCACCUGCCCAAGCUGGGGGAAGCUGAGACGUACCACCCGCCCAAGCUGGGGGAAGCUGAGACGCACCACCUGCACAAGCUGGGGGAAGCUGAGACAUACCACCUGCACAAGCUGGGGGAAGCUGAGACGCACCACCUGCACAAGCUGGGGGAAGCCGAGACGUACCACCUGCACAAGCUGGGGGAAGCUGAGACGCACCACCUGCACAAGCUGGGGGAAGCCGAGACGUACCACCUGCCCAAGCUGGGGGAAGCCGAGACGUACCACCUGCACAAGCUGGGGGAAGCUGAGACGCACCACCUGCACAAGCUGGGGGAAGCCGAGACGUACCACCUGCCCAAGCUGGGGGAAGCUGAGACGUACCACCCGCCCAAGCUGGGGGAAGCUGAGACGUACCACCUGCCCAAGCUGGGGGAAGCUGGAACGCACCACCCGCAUAAGCUUGAGCAACAGCGAGACAAUCUUUAUUUCAGGGUGAUACCGGCGCCGAUUGGUUCCAACCCCCAGGUAGAGAAAGGUCCCUAUUGUGUAUCAGAUAAGAGCAAAACAAGCCAAGGGAGAGCUACUGGUAUCACUCAAGGCUUCAUUAGCUACGUGUACCGUACAAGGAAGGUGUACCGUACAAGAUCAAGAAGAGAAAAACUGAAGGAAGUUGACCCUGAAGGAGUGUAA
This is a messenger RNA of Procambarus clarkii (red swamp crayfish), 1029 nucleotides long. RefSeq lists its product as uncharacterized. Lineage: Eukaryota; Metazoa; Arthropoda; Malacostraca; Decapoda; Cambaridae. The record is from RefSeq and is a predicted model, not a curated record.